GCCCAAAAGCUGACAUGCGGGGUGUCGGUGGAACUUUAAAGAGCUGAUGCCUAGAACAUUGAAUGUGAAAUGAAAGGAUGAUUUUUCGCAUUUUCAAUUACCAGAAAGUUUUGGAGAUAGACAUCGUGAGAUAUUGUGAGAUAUAAUGAAAAUUAAAGGAGAAGUUAUGGAUUCAUCGGAUGGAUUUGAACAUGUGACGCCGCUUUCAGAGGAUGUUGCAGAAAAUGUUGAGGUAGAUGGUGAUAUUGUGGGCAGUGAGGAUGAGAACACCAAUGAGAAGGAAAUUAUCAACGACGAGAAAGAUGUCAUCGGCAAUAAAGACUCCAAGAUCGAUCCAAGAGAUCCUGAAAAUGAGACGCCCGAAACGCGCCCAACUUGGACCAGAAUGCACCUUCGACACUUGUCCAUCGAGGUUCUGAAAGAGAAUAACAUAGAUUAUGUGAUCGAUGCUCAGGAUCCUGAUUAUGUUUUGAUUCAACGUUGGGUACCCGAAUAUGAGCAAGAUUUUCUUUGGGCUGCAACUCGUGCUUCUCGUACCAGACGCAACUCUGAUAACCGUCGCUCCAACUCUCCAUAUCCAUCACGAGUUCGUUCCAACCGAGCUUCGUCGCCUGGAAUUAUUGAAGUCCGUGUAGGCAAGCAAGGAGCAGAGCUCAAGCUUGAUAUCAAUAGAAUGGAGUUCAAAGAUUGGGCUGCAUCAAAGCAUAUGGAGCAAAGGGGAAAACAUGUGCUAGAUGUUGCGGUGGAGGAGGGAAAAGCAAUCAGAGUGGCGAUUAACUCGGAGGCUUUGAGAGACGAACUGCGAAUGGUGAUAGGAGCCGGGGUGGGUCUUGUGAUUAAUGAAUGGCGUAGAGUUCUGACAGGGCCAUGGAAAGUGCUUGUGGAGUAUGAGAAGGCAAUUAGAGCAAGAUUGCACAAAUUGGAGGAAAUGAUGAAAUCUCGAGACGAAAAGUUGGCAGAGAACCCGGUGGAGGACAAGAACAGAGGAGCAGAUCAAGCUCAAGAAGACAGGAAAUCAGAUCGCAAGGUCCGAUUCAGAGAUCCACCAUCCAGUUGCGAGGUUUGCGAUGUUGUCUACCCACCUCACCAGACUCCUCUCGCAUGCAUCGAUACUAGAGUUGCUCACUUAAAGUGCUUGAUCGAAUUCAUGGAACACGAUCUGAAUCAUGUCUUCAAGCUCCGUGAACAGAUUAAAGAUGGUUCUGUGACCGAAAUUGCUUUUACCGAUCUUUGGCACUUGUUCAGCCCCGGUGAUCUGAUUGUCACCUAUCCCAUGUCUCGUGCGUAUCGAGUCUUCCAUACAUCAGGUGGUCGACUACGCUUAUCUAAACCGGAAUUAUUUGAAAAGAAGGCCGUUUGUUCGCCUUUCAAUAUUAACUGCUUCUACAUGAGAUCUGAUUGGAAGACCGUUGGUCCGAUUCAUGAGACUUUAAGAAUUUCAGAGUAUGCUGGGAAAAGAGCAGUGUCAGAAUUACUAGUUGAACUGGAUGGGAAGCUCAUGACAGAGAGAGUUACGGUUUUGCCUCUUAAGAUACUCUCCAUCAGUGAAACGAAUAAGCAAAUAUCAUAUUUGGUCACCAGAGGAAAGAAAUUGAGAUCCUUGAAGCAAGGCGAUCACAAGUAUUAUGUAGGAAGUGCUGGGGAAGAGGUAUCGAACUCGUCAAAUGAUGAAGAUGUGAGAUUUACAGGGAGACCGCCAGUGUAUGGAACGGGCCCCUUUGUGAAUUUAAAAAGAGAACGUGAAGAAGUCCAAAGCGAAAUCAUCAUAGACAACGAGUUCGAGAUUGAGAACAAAGCUAUUGGUCUUUUUGAUGCAAUUGAGUUCGAUUCCAGGGAAACCGCUGAAAAUUGCACACAUUAUGGAGUAUCGAACAAUCAAUACUUCAAUGACCGCGGCUUCCAGAGAGAUUGUCGAUGCUCGGACUUGGUCGUGGAUAAUGUGGUUGACAAUGACCGUGCUGCCAAGUACAAGGACGAUUUGCAUCUUUUGCACUCUCGUGAUGUUAACGAUGAACUCGGAGAUGAAUUCCUCAUGCUCCUGCCGCCCACAAUUGAGGGGUUUGUGCUAGAGAAGAAAAAAUGGAAGAUGCUGAGUGUAGAUGCGAUAAGUGAUCUGAAUCAAGAAGGUGUAGAGAACCCUGUGGAUUUCAAAUCUCUUGUUAUCCCUGAAGAACACGAAUAUAUGUUGAAAGCAUUGGUGGGGACACACUCCAGCAGCCAAUCAUUACCAUCUAGAACAAGCAGAGAUUCAUCAAGCCUAUCAAUUCUGCUCCACGGACGAAGAAGUAUGGGGAAAUUUCUCACCGCGAAAGCACUCGCCUCCCAUUUCAAUAGACCAGUUUACACCAUAACUAGGGCAGAUCUUGGUCCGGUCACAUGGGAUGCUACGCGGGAUUUUGGUACCCAUUUCAAAAGAGCCGCAAAAUGGAAUUGCAUAAUUGCAAUUCCCGAAGCGGAACGUCGGUUCCCGCAUCGGAAAAGCCUUUCAGAUGGUGAUCCCGGUAUUCCAGACUUGUUUUUGAGGGAGCUAGAAUUAUUCAAAGGCAUUGUUGUUCUGACGACAGAUGCGAAACAUGAUGUGGAUGAUGAAGUUGUGAGACGUAUGAAUGUGUGUCUCGGGAGCAGUUUCUGGAGCAGAUCGGAAAAUCUUCAAGUUUGGCACCGCGUUUUGAAAAAGCGUGGAAUUCGUGUUGCCGAAGAAAAUGAGCAAUUACCAACGGGAACUAAAGCGAUUAUUGGGGAAGCGGAUUAUGAUGAUUGGCGGAAAUUUAUAGAUGGAGAAUAUUCAAAAGGAAAGCUCUGGAAUGGUCUGGAAAUUAACCAUUACUUUGACAUAGCGUUGGCUCUGGCCGAGUAUGACACCCACACUUCCAGCGGGUCUGCGCAUGUCUUGAAGUGUCAUCACUUGAGUAUGGCAGCAAGAAUUGCUGGGGAUUCAGUUUAGUCUUUGUAGUUUUGUCUUUGUUAUAAUAUCACUUCUGUGUUUCAUUUCGGUAUAUGACCGAGCACUAGGGGUCACAGGAUCGAAUAGCAAAGACUGAGUUUUUAUAAUGACUUGAUAUUUUAAUACAUGCAUAGUCUCA
Molecule: messenger RNA, 3083 nt
Organism: Botrytis cinerea B05.10
Lineage: Eukaryota; Fungi; Ascomycota; Leotiomycetes; Helotiales; Sclerotiniaceae
Exons: 5
Coding region: 146-2944 (932 amino acids)
Molecular function (GO): ATP binding; ATP hydrolysis activity
Source: RefSeq, a predicted model, not a curated record